UCUUCAUCGUAUUGCGUCAAUUUCAAUUGCUUCUUCGUUGCUACCUUUCUCAGGCAGAUCCUCCACCUCCUCUACUAACAGUUCAAACUAUGUAGCCGACUGUACACUAACUCGGACGGCGUAAAGAGAAUUGACGGCGGCUCGAUAAACAGCUGAGCGAAAUGUCAAAAGAGAAUGACGUCAAUUUCUUAAAAUUCGACGGUGGAGUAUUUACAAAUUCAACUAGCAUGAUUAUUUUUCUUUAUUACUAUUCAACUAACAAUUGAAUUUUGUAUUAAAUGUUGUUUUCUUUAAAAUAAGAUUUUCGACAUCCAAAAUAUAUUCUAUCAAGCUAGCAUACCUCUGGCGAAAUAUUGUAAGAUGUACGAAAUAUUUGAUAACAUCAUUGAAACGUAUAUAUUACAUUAGCUAGAUUAAGCAAUAAGGUUGCUUAUAUUGUAAAUAAAUUUAAUAAUAAAUCAAAUCAAUCAAAUACUAUACUUAUAUGAUGCCUUACAAGGUCUGCUUAAAUAAAUACGCACCUGUGUGCGAAUACCACCAUAGCGUAAAUAUUUACGAACGGAAGAAAAAGUCAAAAGCGACAAACGCAAAACAGAAUAAUAAAAAUAUUACAUUAUAUUUGAGUAUUGUCUAUAUUUUGUUUUUACCUUAUUCGCAAAAUGCCGGUUUACAACAUAAAAUGAGAUUUACCUUCCAAAAUAACGAGUAUCCGCAUUGAACCGUUGUAAUCAAGGAUGAGGAAAGAUUCAGAGCUCGGGUAAUUUAGAAUGAGCUGGUGCACCUUCUAUGUACAUAUAAAAACGUUUUUGAUGCAAACAAAACGAAAAACAACUACACACAUAUGCACACAAUAGAAAUCAUAUAGAAAUGUUUGAUUUGUUGACGUCUGCGAUUGGAACAACUGACAGCUGCUAGCAAUUGACGGCAUAAAUUUCCAACAGCGGCGAAAUUAAAUUGCCACACUUAAUUUAAAAAGAUCAUGUUAUAUAUCGUUAUUGAAUUAUAAUUACUUCAACUCAACAUCUCAUACAAAAAACUAAAUAAUAUUUGUUGUGUAAUAAAUAACUUAAACUUAUCUCUUUAUUUCUAAUGUUAAACUAAAGUACAUAAAAUAUCUCAUUACCAGCAUUUGCAAUUAUUUUAAAACCACUUUUUGCAAAUGCAGCCCUUCACUUGAUUUUUGAGGCGAAUUCGAAGAAGAAACAGACAAAAAAGCAAAGUGAAAAAUUUUCUCGAAGAAAACGAAGGCUAUUGUUUAUGUGCGAUCGCGAGAGUAAAAAAGCGUAGAUUUUUUAUAAUUUAAUUUUUAUUUACAUUUGCAUUUCACUUGACAAAUUAUUGGUCAACGUAUGGAUAUAUUUAAAAUGUAAGGAAACAAUAAUUUCAAUGAAAUGUGAAAACGACAUUUAGCAGCAACGAUUUGGAAGAGCUUUGUCGCCAUUUUGGUGUGUAAGUGUGUGUGAACUAAUGUGUGUAUCAAGGUAGGCAACGACGAAGUGGAAAUCGAGCCUCAAAUGCAAAACCAAUUAUAACAGAAUUGGGCGCUUUCUGUGGGUGUUAAAUAUAAAUAAUUUUAAAUCGCGAAAUAUAUCUGGUGCCAAGUGAACUGAUGAAACUAUUUUGAGUAGCUAAAUAUUAAUUGAAUACUGAUUUGUGUAUACAAUCGAGGAUGUAUAGCAGAGACGAAAGUGGGGAUAAGUUGGCUCAGCAACAGUCGCAGCUGAAACAACAACAGCAAUUAGUUUUCAGCAAUAAUGCAAUUGCAAAUAUAAAUAUAAGUGGAUUCAGUUCUUUCGACAGUGAUUCUAUAGCCGACUGCUCAGAAUUUGAUACAGAAUCGGUUACUAUGGAUUACUUUAAAGAAAGAUUUAAUGCAGCUUAAAAGCAAUUUAUAUGCAUUUAAAAUAAAUACAAACAUAAUUCACAAUACAUUCUGACCAAAACCAUUCGAGUGUACAAGGCGUUUUAUAAAAAUAAGAAGUGGGUAAGCCAAAGUAUCUCAUGCGAACUUCCGUUGUGUUAUUGAGCUUGCGUUGUUAUUGUUGUUACAAGGGCGUACUAACUCCCUGCUACUAAUAAAAGCAAAAAUAUAUAUAUUCAAAGUUCACAACGCCCUUCACCAACAAAAAUGGCACCAACAACAACUAUAGAAACCAUCACAAUCACAAGACCUCUUAAGGUUAUUGCAUUUAUAUGUGGUGUUAUCGUUGUCAUACUCAUGAUUAUGGCAUUGGCUUCCACGGAUUGGUUAAUGGCUGCCGGUUGGCGCCAAGGUCUUUUUGUGCAUUGUAUUGAGGAAGACGUUGAAUCACCGCUGCCCUUUAAUUUACAUGAUCCGCCUGGUUGUUAUGCCAGUCGAGACGUCGCAUACAUUAAGGCCACAGCUGCUCUUUGCAUAAUAACAUUGAUCACAGAUGUAAUUGCCACCAUACUUACUGGAUUGGGUUUGAGAACGCAAAACCAUAAUGUGAAAUAUAAAUUUUACAGAAUUGCUGUGCUGGUGAUGUUAUUAUCAUUACUGGCUGUCUUGUCUGCACUUAUAAUAUAUCCAGUAUGUUUUGCUGGAGAACUCAAUUUGGCGAAUCGGCCAAUUUGGGAAUUUGGUUGGGCCUACGGUGUUGGAUGGGGUGCAGCUAUCUUCCUAUUCGGUGCCGUUGUGCUACUGCUUUGCGAUAAAGAGUCGGAGGAGAUCUAUUAUAAGGAGAGAAAAAUUGUACAUGAAAACCAAAUGCGCGCCUAGGCCAGGCCGCACGACCUGCCUGACGUCGUUCUUUAGAUAUUUAAGUAAAUAUGCGAUUUCUACUGAUAUAAUACUACUAACUACUACUAUUACAACAACAACAAAAACUAUUAAUUCAACACAGCAUACAAUAAGAGAUGAACAAAAGCAAAAAACGAAAGCCAAACAAUUAUAUAACACAUCAAGAAAUCGAAGAACUUAAAAAAGACUUGUAUAAAACUGUCUGUCAUCAUUGCCGAUAACCAAAAUACUAUAUUUAUAAUGUAAACAAAGUGAAAAGUAGAAGAACAACUUGAAACGAAGUCAACACUAAACAUUCAAAUUAAUUACCAACACGUACACAUACACACAAAUAUAAACCAUAAAAUUUCAUUCAUCAACGGAAAUUAUGGGCCACUUUUGUGCAACACGUGGAUUUUUCAAAUCUCAAGACUUUCGCGAAAUAAGCAAACAUAGAAAUCCAUGAAACAACAGGCAAGCAAUAUGUCUGUGCAAUGUAAAAAUACAUAACUUCUAAAAUCAAAUAUACACUACUUCUUCACAAAGCAGCAAAGGUGAAAACCCAUAAUCUAAAAUAUACAAACAUACUCAAAUACACACAAAUACACUUACACAUUCAUACAAUUGUCAUGUAUUUGGGUGAAAGCAUUUUAUAAAACCAUUUUAACAUACCUAUUACAAACAACCAAAUAUUCAUGUAUUCAUGGUGAUCGUAUUUAACCAUUUAGUAUUGUAUACGUACAUAUAUACCUACAAACAUAUAUCUACAUAUAUUUACAUGUAUAUUCGACGUGCAUAAUCAUUAUACAAAUACACAUAUAUCCACACAAAUUCCAUUAUUUUCAUAUACAUAAGCACAUACACAUAUAUCUACAUAUCCUAUAUAUGUAGAUGUCCUUACCUAUGAAACUUUGCUGACAAAAACCAUUAACCUAAAAGCCUAAACAUUUCCUCAACAAUAUUUUAUUUAUUGUUUCCACAACAACAUCGAUGUAAACUCCGUAAAAAAAUAUUUAAAAAAAAAAUUAUGUAAAUUAAUAUGAAUCGUACGAUGUAUGUAAGAAAUUCAAACUAAAUAUAAGCGUAAUAAAAUUGUAGAAAACAAGCUAACCACGUUAAAGAGACAAACUAAAACGCAUUAUAAAAAAGAAACAAACUCAAACAAUUAAAUGCAUAUAAGCAUAAUGAUGUUGGAAAUUAAUAUAAAAUCACGCUCAUGAACCUACCAAUUUAAAAACGACUCCACAGAUAAAUACGUGCACCGAACCAUAAAGUUACAAGCAAAGCAAUACAUGCAUACAUACAUACACUUUAACACCAAAAACACCAACACUCAUAUAUACAUACAUACCAUCAUACAUAAAUUCAUACCAAAGCAUUACUAGACAGCCAUAGAAAUUAUGACAAACAAGGAAACUUUUUGUUUUUGGUUUUACAAACAAAAAUAAAUGAAAAAAAAUACACAUAACAAGACUUUGCCAUAAAAUAAGAGCAAUAUCAUGCAGCUUCGUUCGUAGAUAUACAUACAUACAUCAAUUGAUUGGCGACUGCUUAAGUGUUAGUCUGCCAAUCAAUCCGUGUUCAAAAUGUACCUUAACGUUUCUUUAUACACACAUUUACAUACUGAUAUAUUUUAUUAUCGCUUUAUUAAAACCGGCAAUUUGUAGGUAGUUGCGUAUAUUUCGCCGCACUUUUACAAAAACUUGAAAAGUUCAUUUUCGAAUUGAUAGUCGUAUUUAAUAUUUGUGUUAUUUGUUGUUUGAAUAUCUGUGGAAAUUAUAUCGAUAUACCCGAACCCGAUUUAACAUUUUUUUCCUCUCAAGCUGUAAAUGGAAACAUUCUAUGACUAUGAAAAUAUAUUGUUUAAGGAACAAAAAAAAAGAACGCAAAAACGAUUUAAAAUAUUAAAUUUGUCAAUGUAUUCAAAAACAAAACACACAGUCCGCAGAUAUGUACAUGUGAACGUUUAGAAAUUUAUAAUUUAAGCAGUUGAAAUGCAAAAGAGAAAUAUAAGCAAGCAGCGUAUGUAAAAUUCUAUUGGCAAUGUAAAAUAGCGUUAAAAAUCAAAUUAACGUGUACACCCAUUGUAUUACACAAAACACAUAUACUCAAGUACAUAAAUUUAUAUUUAAUUACUAUUGUUUAUUAUGCUGUUCAGAUUAUUUUGUUUCAUAACUCGAAUUUGUAUAGUUUUUUUUCUGUAAUUAUUAAGCAAAUAAUUAUGUAAUUAUACUAAUUAUGUCUGAUUUAAUUAAACCUGUUGAAUUGUUUUUGCCUACACAUGGCCGCUACUAUUGAUAUUUAUACAUAUAUUAUCUAAAAAAUUUGUCUGUUUACACAAAUGUAUGUUAAAAAUAAAUUUUUAUGAAGCGAGAAAAUAUUUAAAGCAAGGAAAAUGUUAAUAACCGUAAAUUUGAAGAACAAAACCUCUUUUGCCUUUUGUAUAUUUCUCGCAAUGCAACAAGACAUAUUUGUACGACAGACAUUUUACAAAUAUUUAUUACUGUUAUAACGUUAAAUGCAAAGAAAACAUAUCAGCAAAAACAAAAAACACAAAAAAAAUAUUUAAACUAUACUUACUUUUAAUUUAUUCGUAUAAUUUGUACAAUUUACCUGAUUAGUUAUUCUAUAUUUUUUAAGUAUUUUCAUCUUUACAAAUGAAAUGUCCUAACGCACUGACUAAAGACUUAUUACGAAUGAUUUUUUUGUUUGUAAUAUUUAAGCUUUAUUUGCAAUGUUGAUAUUCGUUAAUACAAUUUCGUCAAUGAAUUAGCUCCAAAAUGUGUCCUUGCGGUACUCAAGAUCUGCGCCAUAGGCACGAAUAAUUUUUCUACUGUUAAUUUAGCAGUAUUUCUUCAAAUAGCUUUGUGACAUGAAAAACCAAAAUUUAGUUUUUUCAUCAACAAUUGUUGUUAAUAAAUUGGCAGUAGUUUAUUUAAUAUUGCAAUUUUCGCGAACAACUGCUAUUGGAACGUGGCGUAAAUUAUUU
Bactrocera oleae (olive fruit fly) is the source of this 5729-nucleotide messenger RNA. The record is from RefSeq and is a predicted model, not a curated record. Lineage: Eukaryota; Metazoa; Arthropoda; Insecta; Diptera; Tephritidae.